AAGAGGAUAUUGGCAACGACGAUAAUAUUCAACAUUUAAUUGACCGAUUACCUAUUUCGGACCCUUUAACCGAUCAAUUUAUCCAAAUCGAAAAUGAGCUCCAUCCUCAAGAAAUACCAACUGACCAAGAGAUAAUUGACAUGGUAAAGUAUCCUGACGAACCCGAUGAACCCGACAAACCCGAUGAGCCUGAAGAACAGACUCUUAUUGUCAAAAGCGGUGAAGCAGUUCACAGAGUAGAUAAUAGUUUAUCUGAAUACUGA
Molecule: messenger RNA, 263 nt
Organism: Paraglomus brasilianum
Lineage: Eukaryota; Fungi; Glomeromycota; Glomeromycetes; Paraglomerales; Paraglomeraceae
Source: the annotation of a GenBank genome assembly